AUGACCAUUUCUUCCCUUAAGCUCUACUAUACGUUGCCAUAUGGGCGCGGAUUGGGUGCUGUCAUUCAACUAUUACUAGAAGACGCAUGUAUCCCAUACGAGUUCAUCUUCAUCGAUAAGGCAAACGAAUGGCCACGUGUAAAAGCCAGCUUGCUUGCUUCAAAUUAUCAUUUUGAUUGCAUGCCCAUGAUUGAACUUGAAGAUGGUAAGCGCUACAGUGCCUGCCUCCCUAUCAUGCGCUUCUUGUCAAAAAAGAUUGGCAAGUACUUGCCCUUGGACAACUUGGAUGAGGAGCAGUUUCUAGAUGCUAUAGCGGAUUAUGCUUGCGAUUGGUUCCAAGUUACUGCUCGUGUUGUGCUUCAACCGGAUAAUAAGCAGCUUCAACAGCAAUACAUCCUAAAGGAGCGACAGGUGUUUUUUGAUCGAUUCAACAGACUUUAUAGCAUGCACAAAGGUCCAUACGCUUUGGGAUCAGAGAUAUCUUAUGUGGACUUUUAUGUGUACAAGAUUGCGGCUCGGCUACAACCCAACAAGGAAUCGAUCAAAGAUUACCCCAACAUAGCAUCGCUUGUUGAGGCGAUCAAUGCACGUCCAAACCUACAAAACUUUUUGCAACCUUGA
Lichtheimia ornata is the source of this 621-nucleotide messenger RNA. RefSeq lists its product as uncharacterized. Lineage: Eukaryota; Fungi; Mucoromycota; Mucoromycetes; Mucorales; Lichtheimiaceae. The coding region runs from base 1 to 621 and encodes 206 amino acids. Gene Ontology annotation, biological process: glutathione metabolic process. The record is from RefSeq and is a predicted model, not a curated record. Gene Ontology annotation, molecular function: glutathione transferase activity. The transcript has 6 exons.